AUGGAGGAUUCGGGUGAGAGUGCAGCGUCUCUCCUGCUGACUCCCGGCUGUGUGCUGAGGCUGUGUCCCCUGUCCUUUGGCGAAGGAGUGGAGUUUGACCCCUUACCACCAAAGGAAGUAAGGUACACCUCCUCGGUCAAGUACGACUCCGAGCGGCACUUCAUCGACGACGUGCACCUGCCCCUGGGCCUGGCGGUGGCCUCCUGCAGCCAGACGGUCACCUGCAUCCCCAACGGCACCUGGCGCAGCUACAAGGCCGAGGUGCGCUUCGAGCCGCGCCACAGGCCCACGCGCUUCCUCAGCACCACCAUCGUCUACCCCAAGUACCCCAAGACCGUCUACACCACCACCCUGGACUACAACUGCCGCAAGACGACGCGGAGGUUUCUGUCCAGCGUGGAGCUCGAAGCCACGGAGCUCCCGGGCGGCGACGACCUCUCCGACGAACGCUGACUCGGCUGGGCCGGGGUCGGACCGGCUGCUCCGCUGUCCUGCCCCCGACUGCCCUGGCCAAGCCGGGCGACCUUACCCUUCAUGUCAUUCCAGCCCCAGAGGAGUCUAACCUAGAGAGACCUCCAAGCCCGGCCGGGGGAAGAGAAAAAAAAAAAUCGCUGCCACUCAUAAUUAUUGAGAUCUUUGUGUUGUGAUGUUUAAGCUGUUUUUAGAGGGAGUAUAUGUCCUGGUUUGCUGCUGUGUUUCCCCAAAGUCUCAAUCAGGUGAGGCAACAAAAAGACCACUGGGACCGCAGGAAAGCAGCAACCAUCUGGGGUAGGGAGGAAGGAGGAGAGCUCUCCCUCCAUGGCCAGUUUGUCCGAAGAAGAGGGUGGAAAAAGUGAGAUUUUAGAAAUUUCAGCCACGGGUGUCUUCACCGCGCAAAAGUGGUGCUAAUUCAGUAAACGGCGACACCUGCGUGGGUUCAAUCUGUGGGGGGUAGAGUUUCGUUCCUUUGUUUUUACAUUUCCAUCUCUGUUUAUGUUUCCUGUUAACCUAAACUCUUGUAAUUCUCUAAAUCUUUUUUCAUGAUAUCAAAAAAAAAAAAAAAAAAAAAAUCCCAAACCACAAUGUAAGAUGCCUUAAAAAAAAAAAAGGUUCAUGUUGCCGCUCUGGGAAGGCCAGGCCGGGGCCGCCGGGUGUGGUUUUGGCCCCGAUUACUUCCUCGCCAUCAGUUCCAAGCACAGGCUCUGAGAAAACGCCUCGAACCCUUGGCAUGUGCUGACCGUCCGCAGGCUUCCGUGAGUCUGGGACAGGUGUUUUGGCCUUUUGGAAUAUUUUCAGAAUUACUUUCCCAUUUUUUCAUAAGGCAAAACGGAGCCGGAGGACCUUUUUUGAGAGAAACAGCUUUCUAAGAGUAUGCUUGGAAAACACACUUUUUGGGGAGUCCGCGAGGGGAGUGGACACUCGGGACACGAACCGGUGGCCCUGGCUAAGACCUGCGGCCGCCCGGAGGAGGCAGACGCCGAUGAUGACCUGGUUCAUCAUGAGAGGGGCCGGGGUUGACUCAUUCUUAGGAUUUCGGUGGCGUCAGAAUUGCAGAGGGAUUUUGCUGGGGCCUUAAGUCUAAUUCAAACAGUCAGGAAGGCCGGGCGCGGUGGCUGGAGCCUGUGGUCCCAGCUACUCGGAAACUGAGGCGGGAGGAUCUCUUGAGCCUAAGAAUUCGAGACCAGUCUGGCAACAUAGUGAGCCUCCAUCUCUAAAAAAUAUGGCAGAAAAAAAGGCGAGGAAAUGCGUGUGCCCAUCCGCCGACAGCAGACAAGGUGCAUUCACAGUAGGGUGCGAUGUCAAAGCCUGGCCGCUGUGGCUGCGCGUCCUUCUUACCCACCGCACAGGUGCAAGUGGCAUUCGACUGCCGUGUUCCCAGGGACCGUGAGAAUUCGGCUGACCCAGCCGGGCAGUGGCGGUGGACCAGGGCCUGGUGGCUUCGGCUCUGCCUCCCACCACCCCAUCCUCCCCCAGCCCCUUCUUCUUGGGACCUCCUGCCAAUCCCUGUGGUGUCUGAGGAAAGAAAGUGGCAGAUGGUUUUACUGUUUUCUUCCAAGAUUGGAAAGAACAAACUAGAUAUUUCCUUUGAAUGCAUCCAAAUGAUGUCAAGUGCCCGAGGGUCACCGGGCACCGUGGGCUCCGCUCCUCUGCGGCUCCGGGUUUCUGUGGACGGCUUCCAUCUGUCCCGAAAGCAGAAGCGAGAGCUCCGUGGUGCCCCGGGGCCACAGCAGCAGGUGCGGUGAUAAUUGCCAUCGUGUGCAGUCGCUGGAGGCCUGGAGAGCCACAUUGUCCUCUGCAGACCACAGCGUCCGUCCGCGGUGCCCCUCACCAAUGCAAGCGGCCUGUGGACACAGCCUGGGGUCCACCCGUGGUCUGCACUUGCCAGGCUGAAGCUCGGCUGGGACCCAGUGAGGGGGCACCCUGGCACCCAUGGUAUCCUCAGUCACAUGCAGAGCAAAAAAUGCUUCCUGUGUUUGGAAGAGCAAGUGACGCAGCAUGUAUUGAUAAAAAUGGAUUUUCUGUCUGAUUUCAUGCUGUGGUCAUUUAAGUGGUCAAUAUUUUUUUGUUUUUUUGUUUUUUUUUUUUGAGACGGAGUCUCACCCUGUUGCCCAGGCUGGAGUGCAGUAGCACGAUCUCGGAGUACUGCAACCUCUGCCUCCCGGGUUCAAGGGAUUCUCCCGCCUCAGCCUCCUGAGUAGCUGGGACUACAGGCGCACACCACCACGCCUGGGUAAGUUUUGUAUUUUUAGUAGAGACGGGGUUUCACCAUGUUGGUCAGGCUGGUCUCGAACUCCUGACCUUGUGAUCCACCCGCCUCGGCCUCCCAAUAACUUUUAAGUUAUGUUAGCGGGAUCCUCAGGGCCUUGCCCUGCCCCAUGGAAACACUUGCUUGGAUGAGCUCAGGAAACAGUACCGGCUGCUUGGCAGGCGUGGGCGUUGCGUGGGAGGACGUGGCCUUUAAACACCGCUGUGUUCUCAGACGUCCUUAGGAGAUUUUUUGGGUCUUAUGGGGACUGUAUUAAGUUCAGGCAAAUCAUGCUAGGUGUGGAGAGAGUCUGAAAUAUGUCAGUAAAGUAAGUAGGAGUGAGCGAUUGUGAAUGUGUAAUGCAAAUGGAAAACCAGGUUUUAUUGUGUUAAGUUAUUCACCAGGGAACCAACUGUAGUUCUUUCUAAUCCUCUUUCUCUCCAAACCUGCUUUGCUGAAAGUUGCAGAAAGGAAGUGUGUGGAGAGAAAGAGUGUUUCAGGUGGGUCAGAGGACGCCAUCCACAGUGGAUUCAUGUUCGUUUGCAGGGUGGAAGCAGUGAUUUUUAAGACCACUGAUUAAAAACAAACAUCCCUCAGUGUAUCUGAGAGAUGCUGUUUAUUUGUUAAUGAAAAAGCUUUUUUCUCCGUCUCUUAAAUAAUGGCUUUCAUGUAAUAAGGAUAUUUUUAGUGAAAAGUUAUUUUCCUUGCAAAUUACAGACCUUUUUGAAAAACUUAAUUUGAGCGAGUACCUUUUCAUUUGACACUUUUACUGUUUCUAACCUUAGGAAAGCAGAAGCGUCUGGCAGACACGACGUUUUCAGUUUACCUUUGACACCUGCCCCACUCCAUUUCGCUUUGUGACGUCUUCAUUUAACAAUAAAUUAUCUGAAAAAACAAAA
This is a messenger RNA of Mandrillus leucophaeus (drill), 3624 nucleotides long. It is a transcript of the gene RFLNB, whose product is annotated as family with sequence similarity 101, member B. The record is from RefSeq and is a predicted model, not a curated record. Gene Ontology annotation, molecular function: filamin binding. Gene Ontology annotation, cellular component: actin filament bundle. NCBI's taxonomy places the organism in Eukaryota, Metazoa, Chordata, Mammalia, Primates, Cercopithecidae. Bases 1 to 453 code for a protein of 150 amino acids. The transcript is spliced from 3 exons. Gene Ontology annotation, biological process: negative regulation of bone mineralization involved in bone maturation; negative regulation of chondrocyte development; actin filament bundle organization.